CGGCCUCCGCGUCACCCGCGCCCGCGGUGGCCACAACAUGGCUGCGGCGCCGGGGCUGCUGCUCUGGCUGCUCCUGCUCGGGCCGCUCUGGUGGGUCCCGGGCCAGCCGGACCCGAGCCCCGGCCGGCGCUUCUCCGACCUCAAAGUGUGCGCGGACGAAGAGUGCAGCAUGCUAAUGUACCGUGGUGCGGCCGUUGCAGACUUCACAGGCCCUGACUGUCGUUUUGUGAAUUUUAAAAAAGGUGAUCACGUGUAUGUCUACUACAAACUUGCAGGGGGCUCCCCUGAAGUUUGGGCUGGAAGUGUUGGACGAGUCUUUGGAUAUUUUCCAAAAGAUUUGAUCAAGGUCCUUCACAAAUAUACAGAAGAAGAGCUACAAGUUCCAGCAGAUGAGACAGAUUUUGUCUGUUUUGAAGGAGGAAGAGAUGAUUUUGAUAAUUAUAAUGUAGAAGAACUUUUAGGGUCUUUGGAACUGGAUGACUCUGCAUCUGAUGAGUCUGAGAAAGCUAAAGAAGUUUCUCAGCAUGAAGUGAAAUCUCCUGAAGGAGCUCAGGAGACUGAACUUGACCCUACACCUGAGCCUGAGCCAGUCAAAGCUGACUCAGGGGAAAGAGAAGGUGCAUUCUCAGAGAGCACUGAGGAACUGCAGGAACAGCCCUCAGCUCAGGAGAGCCACCCUCAUGCCACCAGUGCAGCAGAUAACGCUCAGGGAAGGCAGUCUUCAGUGGACAAUUUUGAAGAGAUGCUGCACGAUAAAUUAAAAGUGCCAGGAAGUGAAAACAGAACCAGCAAUAGUUCUCCCGUCUCAGUGGAGCAGGAGAAGAUAGAUGCUUACAAAGUCCUGAAAACAGAAAUGACUCUUGACUUGAAAACCAAGUUUGGCUCAACUGCUGAUGCACUGGUGUCUGAUGAUGAGGCAACCAGGCUGGUCACUUCAUUAGAAGAUGAUUUCGAUGAAGAACUGGAUGCUGAGUAUUACCCGAUGGAGAAUGAAGAAGAGGAGAAUGUGGACAACUUUGAUGAGCUACCUUUACUAUCCUUUGCAGAUGAAGAAGACGAGAAAGUCCCUGGGAAACCUGGGAUGGAGAAAUAUUCAAUAGAUAAGGAUCCAAACUUGAGUGAAGAGGAUAAAGUUGAACCCACUCUGCCUCCUGGCAUCCAAAGUGACAAUAAAGAUUUAUUGACAACUUGGGGGGAUACUUUGUUCUCUAUUGUCACAGGAGGGGAAGGAAAAACAGGUGAGGUAGGUUUAGAGAGUUCUAACCCAGAGGAAGACAAGCGGGAGGAUGUGCUGGUUUCAGCUAGCCGUGAGAGGAAACCACAGUCAACAGCUGGCUAUAUGGACCCUGAGGAUGAAGAAGAUGAUCUUUUUGUAGAAGUCUCCAAAACCAAUGGUGAAAAGGACUCAGAAACAGACCAAGAUCUUGUCAUUACAGGAGAAGAAAAGCCAAUGCAGGACUCCAGGAGAGGCCUGGCACACCAUGAGUCCAAAUCAGAGGUUGCAGAGUCAGAAACAGUGAGUGCUUAUCAACCUCAGAGUAGCAAGCUUAACCCUCUGCCAGCUGCUGAAAAGGGCAAAGAAUUUACAUUAAAAGCAGUCUUUGAAAAAAAAGAAAAUGGCCUAAAAGAACCAGUUAUCCAUAUCUCAAAGGAAACACCCCACGAAGAGAAGACCGGAGGGGGCUUAGAGAGGGAAUCGGUACCCAGAGCUGUGGUGAGUCCAGGGACAGAAAACAGCAGCAAACAUGAAUCCUUGGGUGCCACACCACUCUUAGGAGAUCAUCAGCCUGAUGCAUCCAAGGACAGUAUGGAAGUCGCAGGCGCUUCCGUCAGUGGGCCAAAAGUGGACCAACAGGAGGGAUUUCAGAAUCAACCUGGAUUCUCCUCUCCAGAGGAAACUGCUCUUUCAAGAGAACUGAGGGAGAAAGUUCCUACUCUGGGAAGAAAUCUUUCUUGGCAGCAGCAAGAGAGAGAUGUAGCUGUUGUAGAGGGCAGGGAAGACCCUGCAGAUGUGGAACCACCCCACCCCCAGGCCAUACAAGGGAUACAGGAGGCUGAUAGCCGGGAAGUACCCAGUGUCCAAAUCCAAAGGCCAGAAGCAGAGGAGGACGAUUAUCCCACUGAGGAGCUACUGGAGGAUGAAAAUGCUGUGAGCGCACAGCAGUCUAAAGAGAACCACCCCAGGGUUCAGGACAGGAAGUCAGACAUGAAUUCUCAGGUUUUUGAAAAAGUAAUUUUGGGGACCCUUAAUCUUGACACUGAAGAAAACAAACAAGCAGCUAAUAUGAUUGUGGAGACUGGAAAAAAGAGUAAAACUACAUCAGAAGGGGCCGAUGGUACAGGCAAGGAGUCGGGCAGUGUGGUGGUGGACAAAGAAAAAAGCCAUCUGGCAGCUGUACGAGCUCAGGGGCCAGCUGAAGUAGAUGGCCUUCAUGAGAAGAUGCCAGCUCACACUGCAGGCUUCGGGGAAGCCAUCCAGAGUAAAGAUCCUGAUGCCCUACAAAAAGACAACCCCGAGGAACUAGUCAACACCUUUCAACUUGGGGAGAUUCCCGGGGGAGAAGAGACGUCAGAAGGGGAGCCUGAGGAUCCUGAGGAGUUUGGAGGCUCAGAACGCCAGGUGCCCGAUGCUGAAGACCUUGGAGAUGGCUCGCCCCAACAAGCUCCACCUGAAAUUCCCGACAUAGUGCUGAAGAGUGUGAGAGAAGACUUGCCCAUCAUAAACAGCUUCUUCAAGGACCAGAAGUCCCUGUAUCGUUUCCUGAAAUACUUUGAUGUCCACGAGCUGGAGGGCAUGCUGCAAGAUAUGUCAAUAAGGCUGAAAUCAGCACAUCGGGACAGCCUGCCCUACAAUGUGGAAAAAGUCCUGGAUAAAGUCUUCCGUGCCUCUGAGUCACGAAUUCUAAGUGUGGCAGAGAAUAUGCUUGAUAAUCGAGUGACCAAAAAUAGAGAUCUGGGGACACAAGAGAACAGCUUGUUAGAAGAAGCUGCGGUGUUGGAUGAUGUACAAGACCUGAUCUAUUUUGUCAGGUACCAACACUCUGGAGUGGAGACUGCCCCACUGGCCACACCUCCACCUCAGGAGGAAGGCGGGGCUGGACCAAUAGAAGAGGUGCAGCCACUCCAGCAGGACAGCUUACCACAAGAAAACACAGGAGAUCUUAGUGUGCAGCUUCCGGAGGAGCCUGCUGGACUCUUGGAUCAACCUGUGACCGGUGUGCAGCUUCCGGAGGAGCCUGCUGGACUCUUGGAUCAACCUGUGACCGGUGUGCAGCAUCCGGAGGAGCCUGCUGGACUCUUGGAUCAACCUGUGACCGGUGUGCAGCAUCCGGAGGAGCCUGGUCUCUUGGAUCAACCUGUGACCGGUGUGCAGCUUCCGGAGCAGUCUGGACUCUUGGAUCAACCUGUGACUGGGCACAUGAGUGCCUCAGAGGUGUUACAGAAGCCAAAUACUGAGAAAGACAUAGAUCCAGAUUUCCUUGUAACCAAAGUCUCUCCUGUUGGGGCUGGUGAUGCAGAAAAGCACCUGGAGACAAGGGCAGAGGAGCCAGACAAUAUCUCACUUCUGGAAAACACACUUGGUUCCCUGUAUUCCUUCAUUCUUUAUUUAAGUAAGAUGUUAAUUGCCACGUUGCCUGAUAAUGUUCAGCCUGGCCCUGACUUUUAUGGACUACCAUGGCAGCCUGUGAUCGCUACUGCAGUCUUGGGAAUUGUUUCAUUUGCAAUUUUCUCCUGGAGAACUAUGCUUGUUGUAAAGAGUAGAGUAUAUCAAGUUACUGAGAAGCAAAUUUCUGAAAAAUUGGAGACUAUCAAGAAAGAAAAUGCAGAACUUAUGCAAAAACUGUCAAAUUAUGAACAAAAGAUCAAGGAAUCAAAGAAAUAUGUUCAAGAAACCAAGAAACAAAAUGUGAUUCUCUCUGAUGAUGCUAUUAAAUACAAGGAUAAAAUCAGGGUACUUGAAGAAACUAAUGAAAUUCUGGGUGACAAAGCCAAAAGUCUUCAUCUUAUGUUAGAAUCUGAAAGAGAACAGAACGUCAAGAAUCAGGGCUUGAUACUGGAAAACAAGAAGUCUAUUGAGAAGUUGAAGGAUGUCAUUUCGAUGAAUGCAUCAGAACUUUCAGAGGUUCAAAUUGCCCUUAAUGAAGCCAAGCUUAGUGAAGAGAAUGUAAAAUCUGAAUGUCAUCGGGUUCAAGAAGAAAAUGCCAGGCUUAAGAAGAAGAAAGAGCAGUUGCAGCAGCAGAUUGAAGAGUGGAGUAAAUCGCAUGCUGAGCUUACUGAACAAAUCAAGUCAUUUGAGAGGUCCCAGAAAGACUUAGAAGUAGCUCUGACUCACAAAGAUGACAAUAUUGAUGCUUUGACCAAUUGCAUCACACAGUUGAAUCGGGUAGAGUGUGAACUUGAAUCUGAGGACCAGAGUGAAGGAGGAAAUGAGUCAGAUGAGCUGGCCAAUGGAGAAGUGGGAGGUGACCGAAGUGAGAAGAGGAAACACAGAGUUGAGCAGAUGAUGGACAUCUCUCGGACACAAACUGCAGUAUCAAUAGUUGAAGAGGAUCUUAAACUUUUACAACUUAAGCUAAGAACAUCAAUGUCCACUAAAUGUAACCUGGAAGGCCAAAUCAAGAAACUGGAAGAUGACUGCAGUUCUCUGCAGACAGCUAAAGCCGGGCUGGAAGACGAGUGCAAAACUCUGAGGCAGAAAGUGGAGAUCCUGAAUGAGCUCUACCAGCAGAAGGAGAUGGCUCUGCAGAAGAAACUGAGUCAAGAAGAGUAUGAGCGGCAGGACAGAGAGCAGCGCCUGUCAGCUGCAGAUGGAAACGUGGUCUUGGCUGCUGAGGAAGUAAAAACUUACAAGCGGAGAAUUGAAGAAAUGGAAGAAGAGUUACAGAAAACAGAACAGUCAUUUAAAAGCCAGAUCGCUGCUCACGAGAAGAAAGCUCAUGAAAACUGGCUCAAAGCCCGUGCUGCAGAGCGAGCCAUGGAAGAGGAGAAGAGAGAAGCUGCUAACUUAAGGCACAAAUUACUGGAAAUAACCCAAAAGAUGGCAAUGAGGCAAGAUGAACCUGUGAUCGUAAAACCAAUACCAGGAAGACCGAAUACACAAAACCCUCCCCGGAGAGGUCUACUGAGCCAGAAUGGUUCUUUUGGCCCAUCCCCUGUGAGUGGUGGAGAAUGCUCCCCUCCCCUACCAGCAGAGCCACCUGGGAGACCUCUUUCUGCCACACUCAGUCGAAGAGACAUGCCUAGAAGUGAAUGUGGGUCAUUGGACAGGCAUUUACCUAGCCCUCGAUGGUCAUCAGAGGCUUCUGGAAAACACGCUGCUUCUGACCCAGGUCCAGCUCCUGUGGUGAACAGCAGCUCCAGGAGCUCCUCUCCAGCCAAGGCCACCGAUGAGGGCAAGCCAACUGUUCCCCAAGAGCCUGACGGCCCCUUAGGUUCCAGCAUGGCCCCUUUAGCUGAGCAUCCAGUGGCAGUUAACAUGGCUCCCAAAGGGCCCCCUCCGUUUCCAGGGGUACCUCUCUUGGGUGCCCCUUUGGGAGGCCCCAUGCCACCACCCAUUCGAUAUGGACCACCUCCUCAGCUAUGUGGGCCUUUUGGGUCUCGGCCACUUCCUCCUCCUCCACCAUUUGUUCCAGGCAUGCAUCCACCAUUAGGCAUAAGAGAAUAUGCACCAGGUGUUCUGCCUGGGAAACGGGACCUGCCUGUUGACCCUCGGGAGUUUUUACCAGGACACAUACCAUUUAGACCUCGAGGUUCACUUGGUCCAAGAGAGUACUUUAUUCCUGGUACCAGAUUACCACCUCCAACUCAUGGUCCUCAGGACUACCCGAUGCCACCACCUACUGCAAGAGACUCACUGCCUUCCGGCCCAAGAGAGGAAGUCCCACCUGCCUCUCCAAGCAGUGUCCAGGACCAUUCACAGGCUUCAAAACCCAGCCCCUAACUUUGACCUCUGUCAUGAGUCAGAGAGAAAGCGGACAGUGCAUUAUUCAUUACAGCAAAGGAUUUCAUUGGCUUCACAACCUGAAAGUUUGUUUCACAAAGUUUGUUUUUAGUACUAAGCUGCCUUGGCAGUGUGCAUUUUUGAGCCAAACAAAAAAUACUAUUUUCCCUUCUAGGUAAAAAAAUCACCUCUUAAGCUAGAGUGUCCUUCCAACUUUGAAAUGUGCAAUAAAAAAUACCUGUUUAGUUCAUGUAGCAUAUGUAAUUGCUAAAUGAUUUAGAAUAUCAUGAAAUAUGAACAUUUCCUGUGGAAAUGCUUUAAGAACAUGUAUUUCCAUGGCCUUGGUUUAGUGUGUGCCAGCUGAUACAGAGCAAGGUGUUUACAGCUCCCUCUGUCUCUCAAGGACUGUUACGCUAAAAAACAUUUACUCAAGGAUCAUAAACUCUCCUGUUGCUAAAGUUCUUUGUAGUAAUAGUUCAUAAACUUUGUUUAUUAAUAUUU
This is a messenger RNA of Peromyscus eremicus (cactus mouse), 6442 nucleotides long. It is a transcript of the gene Mia3, whose product is annotated as MIA SH3 domain ER export factor 3. Gene Ontology annotation, biological process: vesicle cargo loading; endoplasmic reticulum to Golgi vesicle-mediated transport; protein secretion. Gene Ontology annotation, molecular function: protein binding. The record is from RefSeq and is a predicted model, not a curated record. Lineage: Eukaryota; Metazoa; Chordata; Mammalia; Rodentia; Cricetidae. The coding region runs from base 38 to 5941 and encodes 1967 amino acids. Gene Ontology annotation, cellular component: endoplasmic reticulum membrane; endoplasmic reticulum exit site. The transcript is spliced from 29 exons.